UUUUUUGCAGUGUAUAAAGAGGAACAUGAUAUCCUUGUUAUUCCAUUUGAAGUAGUUAUAAGGAAAAGGGUUUGAGCCACCUGGUUUGGAUAAAAUGUGGAUAGGUAUAAUGUUCCAAAUGGAGGUUGGGUGUCUGAAGAACUGUUUCAACCAAUUAAUGUAUUAUGUUAGGUAGAAAAGUCCAAAACAUUUUUGUCAACCAUUGUUAUUGACAUAAUUCAUAAUCAGCGCUUCGCUUCCUGGAUGGACGCGGGGGGGACUAUCCUCGUCUGGGCGCUACACUGAACUGCAGUUCAUCCAAAAUGGCUGGCCAGGAAGAUCCAGUGCAAAGAGAGAUUCACCAAGAUUGGGCGAAUCGAGAGUACAUCGAGGUUAUAACAAGCAGCAUCAAAAAAAUCGCUGACUUUCUGAACUCAUUCGGUAAGUCCUUUGGGGGGAGUUUCAAUAAUAAAAUCACCUUCUAUGGAGAUCGGCUGUAUAGAUGGCUAGAUCCGGCUAGCUAGUCGAGCUAACUUCUACUAUGUUGCUAGCUUGGAUGCUGAUUUAAAUGGCCACUCCCUGGUAGCGUUUAGCUUUGUCGUUAGCUUUGAGUUUACUGACAUUUUCUCAUUAAAGCCCCAUGCUAGUCUGAUGUGGAAUUACCAUGGAUGUUUAUACGCUUUUAGCCAAUGUUAGCCGCGUGGCAACUGUCAAAACAUAACCUUAAACAACAGAUGUAAUGCAGCAUAUAGCUGUGAGACUUCAACUGGCCUAUUGCUAAAACUGCUCUGCUCGGUUGUCUUUGUAAAAAGCAGCAACAGACAGAAUAAUUGAAAUUUCAUCACUACAAAUGCUAACCAACAUAACAUUUGUUACAUGUGUUAUUGCAGAUAUGUCAUGUCGAUCACGUUUGGCCACCCUCAAUGAGAAGCUGACCGCUUUGGAGAGGAGGAUUGAAUACAUCGAGGCGAGGGUAAGAAGCUACAUUGUGAUUUUAACAUGUCAAGUUAUGUUUGAACACUUACAAUUGAUUUUAACCAUUACAUUCUUUUACAGGUGACAAAAGGAGAAACGUUGACUUAAACCACAUCAUGGACAACAAAGUCAUCCCAGUGCUACCUUCCCAUCCCUUGUCCUGAAUUUUUGAAAGUGUGUGAUGGACUCCACCUUCCUUUUUGGGACCCUGUGGACCAUUUUUAUAUUAUAUUGCUGAAUUUUUGUUGUUGUUGUUGUCUCUCUCAUUAUGCAUUUGUUACAGAACAUGUGGGUCAGUCCCUGGUAUCCCGACUCAAGAAUAGUAGGUGUUACUUAACAAAAAAACAACCUUCUGUCAAAUUUGUUUCUGAACAAAUGCUGGAGCUUGAUUAUUGAACUGUUAUCAGCACAACCUGUUGACCAUCCCAGUUGUAUACAUCAGAGAUUUAUAAACGGAGAACAUUCUUGUGUGCCAAGUUGAACAAAAUUUUGUGUAGUCAUCUUUGUUAAGCACCUGCUUGUACAGUGUACUGUUGGGUGAUGUUUCAAGAUUUGAAUACUGUAAUAAAUGAUAAACAACGACUUUGUUUCA
This is a messenger RNA of Xyrichtys novacula (pearly razorfish), 1546 nucleotides long. The record is from the annotation of a GenBank genome assembly. Lineage: Eukaryota; Metazoa; Chordata; Actinopteri; Labriformes; Labridae.